Dufourea novaeangliae is the source of this 5294-nucleotide messenger RNA. It is a transcript of the gene larp, whose product is annotated as la-related protein 1. Gene Ontology annotation, biological process: positive regulation of translation; mRNA stabilization. Gene Ontology annotation, molecular function: RNA cap binding. Gene Ontology annotation, cellular component: cytoplasmic stress granule; cytosol. The record is from RefSeq and is a predicted model, not a curated record. NCBI's taxonomy places the organism in Eukaryota, Metazoa, Arthropoda, Insecta, Hymenoptera, Halictidae.
GCUUCAUAGCCGCUCGCGUAAAGGCCAAGAGCCAGCGUUGGCCACAUGUGUUUUGCGGACCGUUUUUCCGUGGAAAAAGAUCGCCGAAAAUGUCGUGUUUACGUAAUCCGUGGUAACGUGACAUUGGAAACGUAGCUCCUGAUCUCGUUGCGGUUGUGAUAAAAUUUCUCGGUCCGUAGAAAAAGUAAAGCGGGAGGAAGAAUCAGGAAUUGUAAAGGAGAUCCACGACGAAGAUAAAUUACUCGCACCAAAGAGGUGUACAUACUCUGGUUGUCUGCUCCCUUCGCCGCACAUUGCACGUCCCAUAGUCGCGUGCGUUUAAUAGUCAACAUUUCAUCCAGAUAAAGGUACAUCAAAUCAUCGUUGUUCAAUAACUUCCUCGUGCCGGUUAGUUUCCGCUCGCCUCGUGAAAUCGCCGAGUCAGCGUGUUCUUAACCACGCAACCUCGUCGCGCCUCGUGUGUUCUAAGUUCUUCGAACGUGAUUGACUGUAUCAUUAAACGCAACACUUGUAUCGCUAAUCCGCUUAUUCUUCCUAUUUAUCGAAUCUCGAGAGAAUUUGGACACGCGUAGAGAAGAGGUGAACAUAUUUCGAAUAUUAAUCGGUAACGACCGCGUGUGUGCACGCCGCGCCUUCUGGAAAGAGCGAUCCCUCGUGACGAGCCCCUUAAGUGGGCGUUCUCUUGCGCCGUUAGAAGGACCAACGGUUGCAAAUCGACGAGUGUGUCGCAGACUUUCUCUAAAAAAUUGAACGUGUACGUGUGACACUGCACGGACUCCAGGGAGACAUGUAUCCGGACCACGACGCGGGGGAUGUCCCUAGAUUGGUGCUUUAAAGCCGAAUCGACGCACGAAACCUCUCGAAACAUUCAAUCUUGCGACGAAGCUACACCGGAGAAUUAAUGUGUCCGGGGGUGCUCGAUCUGUCUCAGGACUCCUUGUUUUGCCUGAGAGGAAGCAUCCUCCUGUAAAGAAACUUUUCGAGUCAGAUCCCUCGUGUUCCGGGACCUCGUGUUUUUGUCUUUCGGCGCGUACCGUUCAAAAUGGCGGCGAAGGUAUCCAGCGGCGCUCAGGGAAGUACCGAGAGAGAGGAGGGCCCCGGGGUCUCUUACGCAAGUAUCCUGAACCCCAAAAGUGGAACCGAUAACCGGCCUUCUAGUACCAAGGAUAAUAACAAGGAGAACAUUAGUGGUCAAGUGGUUCAACAAUCUAUGCCGAUCAAGGAUCGCAUUGUUUCUCAAAAUCUGAUUGCCAUGGGCAAGUCUUAUCAGAGGAGUGGAAGGAGAUUCAAUCCACAGAACAAGCCUUAUGGAAACGAACUGUCAUCUGCUGAACAGCACCAACCAGUUGUACAGAAGGAAGAGCCGGUACAGCAUAGACAGGAAGAUGUUCCUGAAAGGGAACAGACGAAUGGCAACGUGGGAAGCGACGGAGAGUUUCAAACAGUAGCACCAAAGAGUGCUAGGAGAAAGGAAAAAUUACGGGAACAACACAGAGAGCACAGAGAACGACAUAGACAUAGAGAACACAGGCAUCCACUUCGUGGACAUAAUGGAAGUAAUGAGAGAUCUCUUAAGGAGCAACGAGAUCGUGGAGAUAGAAUCGGACCUGAUCAUGUUGCUGGAAGUAAGGAAGUUCUAAAAGAUAGGGAAGAAACAGAAAUGGAAUUGGAAGUUCAAACUCAACCACCAGUUAAAUAUGUAGAAGCUCCUUUACCUACAAUUAAUCCUUGGACCAAAAGUAAACCCACUGCGCAAACAGCACCUUCGAAUCCUGUAAACCCUGUACCCCCUCCAAGUUUACCAAUUGUAGAGAAGCCGAGUGAAAAAGAAAAGAGGGUACUACAACCGCAACAGCAAGAAAUAAUUGAAAAUGGCAUUAACGCCGUAACUCAGCCGACCAUCGUCACAGCCACAAAGGACAGAAGAAAAUUUAAUCAAAAGGCGAGCGACUUCUCGGACAUCGGUGAUUGGCCAACCUUGGGCGCUCAAGGAGAGAAGAAGACAGCUGUGACAACACAGAAGCAGAACGGCGUUGUCGAGCCAAAUAACGCCAAUGAAAGUAGCGGAGCGAUAGAGAACAGAGGAAAAGAAAACAAAGAGCAGAAUCACUGCCAAGACGACAGCGACGACCAUACCGAAGGCAGCGAAAAGAAGAAGAAAGUGAGUAAACAGAAAUGGGUACCUCUUGAAAUAGAUAUAACAAAGAAUAGAAGUAAGAGGGAACGAUCUCCAAAGUACCACAACCAACGGGAAAAAAAUGGAGAAGGAGAAACAGAGUCGUACAGAGAUAGGGAGCAUGAGAGGACAGGAUACAGUACGAGAGGUGGGCGUGGUGGACGGAGUUACAGGGGCAGAGGUGGACGAGGUGGUAGAGGCGUUUAUAGGGGUAGUUUCAGGCACAGGCACGACCACGAUUACUUAAAUUACACAGCAGACUAUAUGCAGAUGCAUAAAUACGGACUUCCAGCUUACAUGAUGCCUUACAUGGGAACAUUUUAUUUCAAUAAUACAAAUUUCAUUAAUGCAGACGACACAACGACGCUCAAGGAAUACAUAAGGAAUCAAAUAGAAUACUACUUCAGCGAGGAGAAUCUUUUAAGAGACUUUUUCCUGCGUCGAAAAAUGGACGCGCAAGGAUUUUUACCUAUUACCUUGAUUGCUUCCUUUCAUCGCGUACAAACAUUGACGACAGAUGUGGCCCUUGUUAUCGAAGCGAUCAUGGAGUCCGACAAACUAGAACUGGUGGAUGGAUUCAAGGUCAGAACGAAUACAGACCCGUUGAAGUGGCCGAUCUUAGACUCAGCUGGAAAUCCUAUCUUUUCUGAAUCCUCCGACAACCCGAACCCAUCCCAAAAUGAAGUAAUAUUCCCCACGUCCGAAUCCGAUUUUUGCCCCGCAGCCAGACCCUUAUCAACGAUUCCUAUUCCCCCAGUUCCACGGGUUCUUCAAUCCAACCACGUUGUCUCGAGAGUAGGAAGGAUCAGCGAAUCGGAAAGCGUAUCCUCGUCGAUAGGCGACAAUUUAAAUCCUGACGUGCCGGAGUUCAUACCGAACGAAUUGACAAACAAAAACAACGAGCCUGUUGCACCGAACACUGCAAGUAGUGAUCCAACGAAGAACGAGGAACGAUCGGACGAAGUGAAAUGCAUUCCAGCGUCGUUGAGUAACGAUAUGUCCUCGAGCACAAACAAUGGGUCCCCUAAGAUAAACGAUAAAGCAUCCGCGGCGGUCAAGGGUUCUAGUCCAAGCCGAGUCCCAGAGGUAAAAGUCAACGGGGAAUUGCAAAAGUCGAGCGAUAACGUAUGGAAAGAGGUAAGGCGAAGGGUGAAACCGUCACAUAAGGAGAGAAACGAAGAGAAAGAGAAAGUUGAUAAUGUUAAAAGCGAAGAAAGGGAAGAGUUAGACUUUCAAUUUGACGAGGAACUCGAUACGCCACCUCCAACCGGACGACAUAAUGCGUUUUCUGAAUGGUCCGAAGACGAAGAAGAUUACGAAUUGUCAGACAGGGAUUUAAAUAAACUUUUAAUCUUCACGCAAACAACGGUGUCUAUGUCGACAACGCGGAUUCCAAAACACGAGGGUCAUGAUAGGACGGGUGAUUGGACAACGAGAGUGAAAAUGACUCAGGAUCUCGAACAAGCCAUCAACGACGGGUUGUAUUACUACGAGGAAGAUAUAUGGACGAAAGAUGGUCAAAGAUACAGUUCCUCUUCGUCGCUUGGAAGUUACAAAACGGUCAAUGUGAUUAGUCAAGAAGAUUUUGCAAAAAUGGCGCCUAAAGCACCCAAAAAAUCCAAUCCAGAAGUUCCUCCUCCACCUCCGUCUACGAUAGACGACAUCGAGGUAUCACAAUCGCUUCCAACACAGAUGCCAACAACUACAGACAGUCAAGAGAGGAGGGAUCGCAGGGCGGACAGAAAUCGCUGGAACGAUAAACAAAAAAAUAAUAAAAAUGGUAGAAGAGGAGUGGUUCCCCGCUUCUUUGCCGUGGUAAAGGACGAGCCCUCGGUUGAUCCAAGAACACCACGAAAGAGGAAAACACGGCACAGUAUCAAUCCACCUGUUGAACAUCAUGUCGGUUGGAUCAUGGAUGUCCGAGAGCACCGACCGCGCACCUAUUCUACAGGAAGCAGCGCGGGAACAAGUCCUAACGAAGGUUACCUAGCAAGUAGCUAUGGAAGCAUACCACAAUCUUUACCUACUUUCCAGCACCCGAGUCACGCUCUUUUGAAAGAGAACGGUUUCACGCAACAAGUGUAUCACAAAUACCACUCGCGUUGCUUAAAAGAACGCAAGAGACUCGGAAUCGGCCAAUCUCAAGAAAUGAACACACUCUUCCGUUUCUGGUCGUUCUUUUUGAGGGAGAAUUUCAAUCGUACCUUCCGAUUUUACAGUUACGGGUUGGAAAAGAGGUUCAGACAUCACCUUUACAAAGACUUCCAGGUCGAAACAAUACGAGAUUACGAAAGCGGUCAGCUGUAUGGCCUUGAAAAGUUCUGGGCGUUCCUAAAGUAUUACAAGCAAGCCAGUCAGCUGCAAGUGGAUCCGAAGUUACAGGAAUAUUUGUCCAAGUUCAAGAGCAUCGAAGAUUUCAGAGUCGUCGAGCCGCAAAUAAACGAAAUGCUCAAAGGAUUCGCCGCGAAUUCGCGAUGUCAAGCAGCGAAACGGCGCAACAGGAGUGUAUCAGAGAGUGCCGGUGGCGGGAACGCGUCACCGACAAGUCGAGUUCGUCGAUUAUCGGGCGGAUCCAGCACAGUAACACUACCAACCUCGAGUUCCGAGAACAAUCCCACCGCGCAAAAAUUACGCGUGGACACGGUGAAUCUGUCACAGUUCCGCAAUAGGGCCGGUUCGUUCGGCUCGGGACGAUUGGGCCAUUCCAGGAGACGAAACGACGGUUCGUCCGGCUCGUCGAGUAGCCAACGAGAUCUCAGUAAACAGCAACCGCGAAGCAGACAGAAUUCCGGCUCGUUCACGAAAACCCAAGAGGUGAGCAAGUCCCAGAACGCUACCAGAGAUCGGCAGCCGGCCGCCAUCGGAAAGUCGUCCGAGCAGAGCAAAUCGGUCACGAUCAAGACGGAGAACAACGCGUCGUCUAACGGCCAGAAGUGAUCGAUUCGAAACGAGAAGGGUAAGUGCACCAGAGGCACUUGCUCGAUCGCUAACACGUAUAAGUGCGUUACUCCCCUUGGGAUAGGAUACUCGUUCUAGCAAAAAGAACGUCCCGCGUUUCGAAUAACAAAACGAUCAUACACGCAGGAGUACACACACACACACACACAGGCGCACACAC